GCCACAGUUUGACAGUUGGCAGAAUAUAACCUAAAAUGAAUUUUGAUGUUGACGAAAGUUGUUUUGGUUAAAUUUAUGGGUUAAAUUCAAUGAGUUAAAUUCAAAGCUUUCAAAUUCAGGGUAAAUCCUGGGUAAAUCACAGAAGAGAAUAAAAUAAUCUUUGUUCAUAGGAGAUAUAUUAAAGACUGUACCGGUAUAUUACAUACUUACAUCCUUGUUUAUAUAUCUGAUAUAGAAUUCCGAUAUUUUUUUAUAAUGACAACCAAUUUUAAAGUGUUCACAUUAAACUGCUGGGCCCUAGCAGUCGUUUCGAAAAAUAGAAAAUCUAGAAUAUUAGCUAUAGCAGAAGUUUUAUCGUCUAGUGAAUUUGAUGUGGUUUGCCUGCAAGAAAUCUGGACCGAUCGAGAUUAUCAGUUAAUACGUAAUAUAGUUUCUUCUGUAUUACCAUAUUCUCACUAUUUCUACAGUGGGGUGACAGGUUCAGGGAUAUGCAUCCUUUCCAAACACCAAAUUGAAGAGACAUUCUUUCAUCAAUGGUCGGUGAAUGGUUACAUACAUAAAUUGCAUCAUGGUGAUUGGUGGGGGGGCAAAGGUGUAGGUCUAUGUCGACUGAAGGUUGAAAGUGAGACAGAUACUUUCUAUGUUAAUGUUUAUUCAGCUCAUCUUCAUGCUGAAUAUAACCGUGCUUCUGAUGACUACCAAGCACAUCGGGUUCUACAAGCUUAUGACACUGCUCAGUUUAUCUUGCUCACUUCUAGUUCAGCUGACUUGGUUGUAUUGGCCGGUGACUUAAAUACUGAACCUGGAGAUUUGUCAUAUAGAGUUAUUUUAACCAUGCCAGGCAUGACUGAUGCCUACAUGCAGUCAGGAAACUUAUCUCAAGACAUGUAUGCAACAUGUGAAAGUUACAAGAAUAGCUACACACCCAGAUCUUUAAUUAAAGACAAAGUAUUAGGCAAAAGAAUUGAUUACAUUAUGUAUCAUCCUGGAUCAAAUGUCAAAGUAGAUGUAAAAAAUUACAGCCAACCCUUACCAGACCGUGUUCCUAAUAAAUCUUACAGUUAUUCUGAUCAUGAGGCUGUCAUGGUCGAACUAAACAUAAGCAGAGAUAUCAAAUCUUCCAGAAAUAUGCCAGACGACACAAUCAAAUGGGCUGUUCUAGAAGAAGGCAUUAUGUUAUGCAAAGAAGCCCAGAAAAGUAUAGCUAGAACGAGAGUUUUGUAUUGGCUGGGUGUAAUUUUGUUGUUUCCUUUGCUCUUGCUAAGUCUUAUAGUUCCUGCUGUAGUAAAUACGCGAUUUUUUGACAGUUAUCCUGCGUUAUUCUCGGUUUUGAGGGUUGUUUUGACCGUUCUCACUAUAUUUUGUUUUCUCAUGGCAACUUUGUGGAGUAAAAUCGAGAUGCACGGUGUCAAGUCAGGCAAACUGGCCAUGCAAGUCUCACUGAAAAAGCUUCAAACAAAUCACGACUCAUGAUAACAUGAGUUUAAA
Sitophilus oryzae (rice weevil) is the source of this 1488-nucleotide messenger RNA. RefSeq names its product putative neutral sphingomyelinase. Lineage: Eukaryota; Metazoa; Arthropoda; Insecta; Coleoptera; Curculionidae. The record is from RefSeq and is a predicted model, not a curated record. The transcript is spliced from 5 exons. The coding region runs from base 256 to 1473 and encodes 405 amino acids. Gene Ontology annotation, molecular function: sphingomyelin phosphodiesterase activity. Gene Ontology annotation, cellular component: cytoplasm.